AUGACGCGAGAGGAACCCCUGCUCGCCCGCCCUGCCUCCCCCAACUCGUCUACCCACGAUAUCGAAGAGGAAGACGCACUCCUCACGGGUCAACCCACCGAUCGGUCCCAUGAUAAAAAAUAUCGAAAAUGGAGGGAAAUCGGCCUCUUCGUCUGGGCUCUCCUUGCAACUGUCGCCGUCAUCAUUCUAGGCGUUGUAUAUCAGCAUGAAUCCGCAGUCGCACGGGCGCGGCCUAGAACGGGAGGAUGGGGCCCGGAUGGAAGACCAACUGGCAAGAGAAAUAUGAUUUUUAUGGUUUCAGACGGCAUGGGACCAACUUCGUUGUCAAUGACACGGAGCUUCAGACAAUUCACAACCGGGUUGCCCAUAGAUGAUGUUCUGAUUCUCGACAGACAUCACAUUGGCUCCUCCAGGACUCGAAGCACCAGCAGUCUGGUGACCGACUCGGCGGCUGGCGCCACUGCCUUUUCAUGUGGAUUCAAGAGUUAUAAUGGUGCCAUUGCGGUCCUACCGGAUCACACUCCCUGCGGAACAGUCCUGGAGGCUGCUAAAAGAGCCGGUUACAUGACCGGACUAGUCGUGACUACGAGGAUCACUGAUGCCACCCCUGCCUGCUUUGCUGCCCAUGCAAAUCGAAGAGAAUAUGAAGAUCUCAUCGCAGAACAAAUGAUAGGUCACUAUCCUCUCGGUCGCGUCGUGGAUCUGAUGAUUGGUGGCGGAAGAUGUCACUUCCUGCCCAACACAACUGAGGGUUCGUGCCGAGCUGACGAUAAGGACGUCGUGGCCAUGGCCAAGGACAAAUAUGGCUUUACCUACGUUGACAACAGGAAAGAUUUUGACAAUUUGAAGGCUGGUGAUGUGAAAUUACCGUUGCUUGCCUUGAUUGCAGACACGGACGUCCCAUAUGAAAUCGACAGGGUGCACGUCGACGACAUCUAUCCAAGCCAAGCCGAAAUGGCCAAACUCGCGCUUAAAGCCUUGUCAGCAGCCACGAAGGACUCUGAUCAGGGGUUUUUCCUUAUGAUCGAAGGCUCUAGGAUCGAUCACGCGGGACAUUUCAAUGAUCCGGGCGCCCAAGUGCGCGAGGUCAUGGCCCACGACGAAUCCUUCGGUGCGGUGCUAGACUUCCUCGAAGACGACAAGACGGAGGGUAUUCUUGUGUCUACAUCGGACCAUGAGACGGGUGGCCUCGCUGCAGCUCGCCAAUUACAUGAAGCAUAUCCGGCAUACCUGUGGUUCCCCGAAGUUCUCGCCAAUGCAACACACUCCACCGAAUACCUUGCGCGCACGUGGAACGAGUACACCUCUUCCAAUGCUGAUACUCCACGCAAGGACAAAGGGUCCAAACUCCGCGAGCUGGUUACGUCCAAUUUGGGCUUUUCGGACCUCUCAGAGGAAGAGAUCGACGCUGUCAUAGACGCCAAGCCGAUUUGGCCUCCCUUGUACCACUUCUCGGACAUGAUCUCCCGCCGCGCACAGAUUGGAUGGUCUACGCAUGGUCAUUCGGCGGCGGACGUGAAUAUCUACGCCUCUCACCCGAGUCACGCACCAGGAUUAGUGGGGAAUCAUGAGAAUAUAGAAGUGGGGGAGUUUAUUGCAAAGUAUCUGGACCUCGAUCUUGGAGUCAUUACAGCAGAGUUGAAAGACAAGAAGGUCAAGACUUCCUCUCUGGGUGAAGAUACGGAGGAGGAUUGGGGAGAGUGGAUGGGUCCUCCCGGCCUGCCAGUCAACGAGGACGGAAGCCUCGUAGUACUGGACGCGUAUCACGGGGAUUUCAAGCAUAGGAAACGCGAGGCCGAGGGAAUUGCAGAUUGCGGAUGCGGCAUGAAGCACUAG
This is a messenger RNA of Fonsecaea multimorphosa CBS 102226, 1836 nucleotides long. RefSeq lists its product as uncharacterized. The record is from RefSeq and is a predicted model, not a curated record. Bases 1 to 1836 code for a protein of 611 amino acids. Gene Ontology annotation, cellular component: fungal-type vacuole membrane. Gene Ontology annotation, biological process: dephosphorylation. Gene Ontology annotation, molecular function: alkaline phosphatase activity. NCBI's taxonomy places the organism in Eukaryota, Fungi, Ascomycota, Eurotiomycetes, Chaetothyriales, Herpotrichiellaceae. The transcript has a single exon.